This is a messenger RNA of Didymodactylos carnosus, 1449 nucleotides long. The record is from the annotation of a GenBank genome assembly. Lineage: Eukaryota; Metazoa; Rotifera; Eurotatoria; Philodinida; Philodinidae.
AUGGCUACGCAGACGCGAUCUUCAAAACCAACCGCACUUUUCUCGCGAUUACUCCUGAAAUCGCGCCGUGAUCGCAGUGAUCUCUUGUGUCGGGCCACAGCGAGUAUUGUCGUAUUUGAUUGCGAUCCUGACAAUGAAACGAAUCUGUUAUCAAUGAGUUUGAAAAGUAUUUUAAAAAUGAAAUUAUUUUCAACAUUUGAAGUUUAUAUUAGUUCCCCACUACUGUAUUACACUGUCAGUCUAGACCUUCUUUCAAAACAACCAACAUCAACAUCAGCUCUGAAAUAUUUAUCAAUAAAUGUCGCCGAUAGCCGUUUUCGAUUAGAGCAAUUAUUUUUACUUUGCCGUCAUUUUCCAAAUUUAAGACAUUUAAAUUUAACAGUUAAAUUAUAUUUAAAACUUGAUUGUUAUAAAACUUGCUUUCAUAAUUUUGAAAUAUUAUUAAACAAUAUGCCAAAACUUUAUUGGCUAGAAAUUGAAAGACAAUAUGUUAAUAAUGGAAUAAAUCCUCAAAUAUGUCGUACACAAAAGAAUUCUUCUAACUGCACACCUUACGAAGAAGCGAAUACAAAUGAAAUUAAACAACUUUUCGUACAGCGUCCAACACCACCACAACAAUCGUCUACAGAGGUCGAACACAGUCGUUUCGUAGGUGAGAUUGACAUUGAAUGGCAUGACGUCUAUCCAAAUGCCUAUCGUAUUGCACAGGAUAAUCAUGGUUUUAUGAAAAAAUGGACAACAAAAAUUGCAUUGAAAAAGCUUUUGGAAGAAAUUGAUAGGGGUUACCUUGAUAACAUGAAAACUGAUUUGCACGAACGGACAGGGACAGAUCAAGACUACAAGUUUUUAAAACUUUUGAUUCACAAAGCAAUUGAUGAGAAGACUCCUCGAUCGCUCGUCAAUAUUUAUACGGCAGAGACCAGUUUCUAUUCGAUAUUGAACAGAAAUCUAGCUAAACUCGGUUCUGACUUUCGUUUUGAAGGUAUCGAUUCGCAUCUCGGUACGGGCUAUCGAGAUGAUAUACCACCGAAGAAUCAAGGACAGUAUCUGUUUGCUGCAAUCCUUAUUAAUCAUGAGAUGUUUCAACCGUACUACACCACUGGUAAAACCUAUCGUGGUAUGAAUAUCAGCGAAAGUAAUCUAUCAAAAUACGCCGUUGGAUCAUCGAUAAUGACACGUUCCUUCCUCUCUACAUCGAAAGUAGAAACUGCAGCAGAAAACUUUCUGUUAGGAAAACGACAAAAUCCGUCAGGCAGCUUCGUACGUUUACCUGUUCUAUGCACUUAUCUCACAAAGAAUCCUCGAACAGCUCUCGAUAUUGAUGUAUUAUCAGAAUAUCCAGGAGAAAAAGAGGUUCUUAUUGUGCCAUUUACAGCAUUUAAAGUAACACAAAUAGACAAAAAUGUUGACGGUUUAAGUCGAAUUGAUCUGGAAGAGUGUGAACCUUGA